AUGCCACCCCGGAUGCAAAGCCGGAGUGUGUCCAACACCCUUCUUCCCUACCUCACAUCUACCUCCUCUUCCUCUUCCUCACUUUCCUCCAUUCCUUCAUUAUCCUCUGCAUCAUCACAAUGCCUUUCGCGUCAAUUUUCUGCCACGGCAGCACCACAGGCACAGACCAAGCUUCGUCGGCAGAUGUUCGAAUGGCUCAACAAUGAAGGAUCCGUUUUCAAGCACCAUAUUCCUGGCGAAACCAAUUAUCUUACUCGCUUAAAACAGCGAGGCGGCAACGAGGGCUCAGAGACAUCCCGUCCGUUCCCCAACAACCAACAUUUCAUCAGCGAGCCUAUCCUCAGUGAGGAGCUACGGAAUGAAGUCUAUAACCGCGUCGUCGAACAGAAGAAGAGUGUCCGCGUUGUUAGUGUGGAGCUUGGAAUCGAUAUGAAGCGUAUUGCUGCUGUCGUGAGAUUGGUAGAAUUGGAAAAGAGACAGCGCGCCCAGGGUAAACCCCUAGCACUUCCAUAUGCUCGGGCCGUCCACGAGAUGGUCCCCACCACGCCUCUCGCCGAGAAAGGCGAGCGCUCCCAAAUCUUCUACCCCGUCCCCGAAUCCCGCUCCUUCAACCGUGUCGAGGCGGGUCGCGUCUUCUCCGGUGCCCCAGCAAUGGAGCACUCCGAGGCCGCGGAAAUCUCCCACCCCUCCGACCUCGCCGAAAAGAUCAUGGAGGAUCCCAACUCCAUCGGCUGGGUCGGCAAGGGCGCCAACGCCCGCCAGAUCCUGCAACCUGCUGACGUGCGCAUUCCUCACCCACACCUGGUUGCCCAGGAGCGCGACCGCCUCGCGCACCCCAAUGAGCGUCUGGCUGUUGCAGAUCUCCAAUCUAAGAGGCUCGAGCGUCAGGACGCACUCGAGAAAGAGCGCCGUGAGCGCCUCCAGGCUCGCCGUGAGAAGAAGACGACUAUUGUCUCCCCCGAGGACUCGCGCUUCGACUACCGUAUCAAGGAUACUAUCUACACUACAGAGACUACUGGCGUUGAUGGCCGUGGUUCGAAGGCUACUGGUCGUCGCUACGGUGUUCCUCACCGCGACCGCACACGCGGCGAAGUCAAGAUUCCUACCCGUGUGGAGGCUUGA
Molecule: messenger RNA, 1122 nt
Organism: Penicillium mononematosum
Lineage: Eukaryota; Fungi; Ascomycota; Eurotiomycetes; Eurotiales; Aspergillaceae
Product: mitochondrial 37S ribosomal protein mS45
Exons: 3
Coding region: 1-1122 (373 amino acids)
Biological process (GO): mitochondrial translation
Cellular component (GO): mitochondrial small ribosomal subunit
Molecular function (GO): structural constituent of ribosome
Source: RefSeq, a predicted model, not a curated record